AUGCCCAGUAAUACUGCAAUGGCAAUUGGGGCUCUUUCUAGUUUCCUUCUUGUGACAUGCUGCCUGAUGGUUACUCUGUGUAAUUCUACUACACCAUUGCAAAAGCUAUCCAAGGCUCAAGACAAGCAGGAGAUAAAAACAAGUGAGGAAAAAAUAUAUCAAUCAUCAGUCCAGGAAAGACAGAAUCAUGGACCAGGAAAAAUGAAUGAAAUGACUAUGAAUGGAAGAGAAGAAGGCACCAGGGACUGGAAAAACAAAGGGAACAGAAAUUACUCUAAUAAAGAAUCUUGGACAAAGCAAAAACAGGUUUUGAGUAUUCAGGCAACAAGUAAUAAUAAGUUUGGGAACCUUGAAGCUCAUAACCAGAUCAAAGAUAUUGAAGAGGAACUUCCUGCUGCUGAAGAUUUCUCCGUCUUAGAUAUUAUUGCUGGUACCACAUCUGAAUCGCCAGAGGAAUAUGUUUAUCCAGAUUACCGUGGAAAAGGCUGUGUGGAUGAGAGUGGCUUUGUUUAUGCAAUUGGGGAGAAGUUUACUCCAGGACCCUCUGCAUGCCCUUGUCUUUGUACUGAAGAAGGCCCACUGUGCAUUCAGCCAGAAUGUCCUAGACUCCAUCCUCGUUGUAUUCAUGUUGACACUACUCAAUGCUGUCCACAGUGCAAAGAACGUAAAAAUUAUUGUGAUUUCCGUGGGAAAAUCUACCAGACACUGGAAGAAUUCAUGGUUUCAUCUUGUGAGAAAUGUCGAUGUGAGGCCAAUGGUGAAGUAGUGUGCACUGUGUCUGCUUGUCCUCAGACUGAUUGUGUGGAUCCUGUAUAUGAACCAGAUCAGUGUUGCCCCAUCUGCAAAAAUGGGCCCAAUUGCUUUGCUGAGACCAUGGUUAUCCCAGCAGGUCGAGAAGUGAAGACAGAUGAAUGUACUAUAUGCCACUGUACUUACGAAGAAAUUACUUGGAGAAUUGAACGACAAGCUAUGUGUACCAGACAUGAAUGCAAGCAAAUUUAGAUCUACUAAUCUAGGGAAUCAGGAUAUUUUUAUAAAAUAUUUAAAUCCACCAGAUGAUUUGGUGAAAAACAAGAGUCAAUUACAAAGGAUAAUUUUGUUGAAGAUUAAGUAGGCAUCAGAUAUUUUGUUUUUGAUAGGGAGAAAUAUAUAUGUCAACAUUUGCACUUAAAAUAUUUAUGUCAUUGUAAGUGUUAUAUUUCCAAGUGAGUACUUUACAAUAGACUCACAGAUUAUAUUAUUUCUACAGUGCCAUUAGUUUAAAUUUAAUGUUUUAUAUAGAUGAUACUAAUUAAAGUAACAUAAAUGGUUGACUGUCUUCUUGCAUAUCUGACCAUGCAUAAAAUAAAUAAUGUUUGUUAUAUUAUAUAGACUAUUUUUAUGAAGAAACAACAAUAGGCAUAGAAAAGGUAAAAAAUAGAUAUUAUUAUAACCACUUAAAUCUGCAAGGAGUGAGGUGCUUACCUAUUAAUGCAACAGAACAUUUGUUAUUGACUUUAGUAAUUUUUAUCUGCGCAGAAAUAUACACAUAAUAUGUGCCAAUAUUUCUUUACUAUUGACAUAUACUGGCAUGAAUAUACAGUAAUCUGAGAGCAACUGGACUACUUCAUAAUCUGCUGGAUAAUUUUUAUAUUCUGUUACAAGAAAUUUAGUCUCCCAUCAGUAGUCUAGAAAUAUAAGUCAUGUAUUUUCUGUGGUUAAGCAUUUAAUGCAUAUGAAUAAAUCACAUAAUUUAUGUUUUUUCUAUUUUAACUUAGUUGAAAUUACUUUUCCUGAUAGGCAAAUAAUAUCUGACAAAACAUAUCCUGUUUCAACUGUAAAGUACAUAACAUGACAUGUGGCAUUCCCGCUAACAUGUGAUUUGUGAAAAGGCAGAUUGUCAGUCAUUUUCAAGCCAAGUGCUCCCAUAACAUCAUUUUCAAGAGUUCAAGACACAGAAUGAAAAAUACUAAAGUUCUUAUGUUAGAAAAUUACUAAAUUCUGCGAAAUCCUGCCAGCUCUUGUUCUAUAAAAAUGGCAUUUUUAAAUGAAACCCAAUUAAGCAUUUUUAAGCAUUUAAUUAAUUUAGGCAUCUUUCCAAAAUAUCGCAAAUAAUUUACUGUUAUUAAAACAGUUAAACCUGUAGAACUAGUAUUUCUUUUCAAUUUCAAA
Molecule: messenger RNA, 2151 nt
Organism: Ahaetulla prasina
Lineage: Eukaryota; Metazoa; Chordata; Lepidosauria; Squamata; Colubridae
Gene: VWC2
Product: von Willebrand factor C domain containing 2
Exons: 3
Coding region: 1-1002 (333 amino acids)
Biological process (GO): negative regulation of BMP signaling pathway
Cellular component (GO): AMPA glutamate receptor complex
Molecular function (GO): protein binding
Source: RefSeq, a predicted model, not a curated record